Peniophora sp. CBMAI 1063 is the source of this 381-nucleotide messenger RNA. The record is from the annotation of a GenBank genome assembly. NCBI's taxonomy places the organism in Eukaryota, Fungi, Basidiomycota, Agaricomycetes, Russulales, Peniophoraceae.
AUGCGUUCCAAGUUCAAGGAUGAGCACCCCUUUGAGAAGCGCAAGGCAGAGGCAGAGCGCAUUCGCCAGAAGUACCCCGAUCGUAUUCCCGUGAUCUGCGAGAAGGCGGACAGGACAGAUAUCCCGACCAUCGACAAGAAGAAGUACUUGGUACCAUCUGAUCUAACCGUGGGCCAGUUCGUCUACGUUAUUCGGAAGCGUAUCAAGCUCGCGCCGGAGAAGGCCAUCUUCAUCUUCGUCGACGAGAUCCUGCCGCCAACAGCGGCACUCAUGAGCGCGAUCUACGAGGAGCACAAGGACGAGGACAACUUCCUGUACGUCAGCUACUCGGGCGAGAACACCUUCGGCGCAGACUGGAUCGAGCUACCCGCAGAUGCAUGA